AUGAAGCGGAAAGCCAAGACCGCGAUCACUAUCUUAUCGUCUCUGAUCGCCUAUGCGUCGAUAAACAGCUUGGCCCGCGCCCUCAACCCCACUGCCUUUAUCUGGAGCGAGGAAGAUAAGGACGAAAGCACUUGGAUUGCUUCUUCCAACUCCUUUGUAGACCGCAAAGUCUGUCGCUGGUUUGGUCUCUGCGGUGCCUCGCAUUUCCGCCCGGUCUCUGAUCGCUUCGGUCACCGUAAGAUCGCCGCGGAGCGGGAGGAGGAAGCUCCCCCGCUUUGGCAGUCUUACUGGUCGAGCGGUCAGAACGGGCCGGGCCAGUGGGACGAUGCUGAGCGGGCCCGUCGCGAGAUCCCCGACUAUGUCUUCCAGUAUGCUCCUCUCGUGCAUCUCUUCUCCAAUGAGCAAUUCUGGCCAACCGAUAUCGCCGAACAUCUCUUUCACACCACUCCUAUGCUGAACUAUACCCCAAUUCAACCUCAAAAGGUGCACCCGACUUUGGAUGAUCUCAGCGAAUUGAACCAAUGGAACAGAGCCCGCAACGUGUUUCUGACCAGCACAGACAAUGUCGAAGAUCGCCCUUCCUGGCUGGAAGGCGACAAAAACAUUCCCGUAUCGGCUACGGACGGGACUGAGGAGUCUUGGGCUGACUGGGAUGGCCGUGUUGACGGGGAUAUCCCGGGGGAUACAGACGAGGACAGAGCCAAAUGGUAUGACACCGAUCAGCCGCUCCGCACACAGGCGGAUAGUGAUCCAUCGGAUGAUGAGGAUUCCCAGCCCGGGAAUCCCUUCAGCGAUGAAGAUCUGGAGGAGCUACGAAGGAGGUACGGCGGACAUCGUAUUCAGGUUCAAAAGACUGGCGGGCGCAGCGAUGCACCAGCUGUCUUGGUCGUGAUCGACAAAGGGAAUGGGAUUAUCGACGCAUUCUGGUUCUAUUUCUACAGUUUCAACCUUGGCAACGCUGUCCUGAAUGUGCGAUUUGGAAAUCAUGUUGGCGACUGGGAGCAUUGCCUUGUGCGAUUCCACCAUGGCAAACCCAAGGCGCUCUUUUUCAGCGCUCAUUCGGCGGGCGAAGCGUACAGCUAUGAAGCGGUUGAGAAGAUUGGUGAACGGCCUGUCAUCUACUCUGCAGUAGGCAGCCAUGCAAUGUAUGCCACCCCUGGAGUACACCCAUACGUCCUUCCAUGGGGUCUACUCCACGACCAGACUGAUCGGGGUCCUCUCUGGGACCCUCUCCUGAAUUCCCACACCUAUACAUACGACCUUGUUAACGAUACCUUACGUGCAUCUACCGCUAAUCCUUCUGCUCCUACCGAAUGGUUUUACUUCAGAGGCCACUGGGGCGACAAGUUUUAUCCACUGGGAGAUGAUCGUCAAUAUCGCUUCGCUGGCCAGUAUCACUACGUCAGCGGCCCGCUUGGCCCUCGUUUCAAACAUCUCGAUCGUCACAAGGUUUGCCAGGGCCCCGACAACAGUCCCUGCGUGAUUAAAAAUUGGAUUGGCGAAAGCCAACGAGCCAAGCGCUGGGCCAGUUCUGGAACUGGCGAAGAACACUCUUGA
Aspergillus wentii DTO 134E9 is the source of this 1557-nucleotide messenger RNA. RefSeq lists its product as uncharacterized. The transcript is spliced from 2 exons. Lineage: Eukaryota; Fungi; Ascomycota; Eurotiomycetes; Eurotiales; Aspergillaceae. The record is from RefSeq and is a predicted model, not a curated record. Bases 1 to 1557 code for a protein of 518 amino acids.